Messenger RNA from Magallana angulata, 2294 nucleotides. RefSeq names its product FMRFamide receptor-like. Gene Ontology annotation, molecular function: G protein-coupled receptor activity. The record is from RefSeq and is a predicted model, not a curated record. The transcript is spliced from 2 exons. NCBI's taxonomy places the organism in Eukaryota, Metazoa, Mollusca, Bivalvia, Ostreida, Ostreidae. The coding region runs from base 811 to 1842 and encodes 343 amino acids. Gene Ontology annotation, biological process: G protein-coupled receptor signaling pathway. Gene Ontology annotation, cellular component: membrane.
AAGAAAGCGGGCAGAUCGUGGGUUAUUACAUCACUACGGAAUGGCAGCGUAAUCAACCUAUAACUAGAAAGAAAAAUAAUUUAUCGUAGCAAAAGCGCUGAAAGCCUUUCAGAUCCACACAGGUUGUUUGGUUAAUCAUACGAUGCUGUGUGCUGUUUAUCAAGUUAAGUCGCGGAACAAUUUAAAUUAAUGGUAAUUACUGUCCAGAGAAGUCAAAGCCCACUGAUCCUUUACUUCCUUCACUGUCAAAAGGAGGAUGUAGAUGUUCGAGUAAUUGAAAAUUAUUUUAGUGGAUUCUCCAGUAAAACCCUGGACGAUAUAGUCGAUGUCGAUAAAAUAUGUCAAUCAGCUGGUGUCCAGGAAAAUCGAUGAUGGCUUCCCUCCGCCCCGCUCUGUUCACUGCUCAUAGAUAUCAAAUUGAAUAUUAACUCCGGUGCUACAGAUAGGAUUUUACUUCAGAUCAGAUAUUCAUCGAUGAAGAUUAAUUCUUUGGAAUAAAAGCUAUGGAUAAAAGUUCAUGAUUGGUCAACCCUAGGCGAGGCUUCUUUUAUAUUUUUCAGGGCGGCGGCAAGCGGGAUUCCUAUGAUGAACUAUUGAAAAAAUAAAUUUGUAGACCGCGCUAACUACCUCACACAGGAGAGGAUCUCCUAGAAGCAGAGAGUGUCUUCCUCGCGUCAUAGAUCACUUGGAAAAAGUCGUCAAAAGACAACCUCGGAAGGCACGCUAAGUACUGUGCCUUUCCCUAUGUCCUCUGUAAGUUAAAGGCGCAUUCUGAUUCGGUGAUCCGGGUUUUUGAUUUUUUUUAACGAAAUGCAGAAUUCAACAGCAUAUCCCGAGAGUGAAGAUGAGUAUGAGGAAUUUUAUAAAACUUCGCGGUUUAUAUGUGGGAUGAUUCUGUACCCGGCGAUAUGCAUUCCCGGGUUGAUUGGAAACGGGCUGAGUCUUAUCGUUUUGAAUAUGAAAGAUAUGAAGACGUCAACAAAUGCUUUUCUAGCUGCUCUUGCAAUCUCGGAUUCGAUAAAACUCAUUAAUGAUUUGAUUUAUUUCGUUGUCUUAUUAUUGAAGCAGACCGACCCAAACGCCGGCCAGAUCGCUUUUGUGAAUAUCUACCCGUAUGCUCAUUUUAUUUUCAACAUUUCUACAUGUGUGUCCUCUUGGUUGACCGUUUCUGUCGCUACCGAGAGGUUCAUAUUGGUAUGCUACCCGAUAGAGGCGAAAACCUUAUGCACUCGGCUAAGAGCGAUUGUGAUCAGCUGUUUGAUAUACAUAGUGAUGAUUGCUGUAUCUUUCCCUUUCGCACUGCGAUACGAGAAGACCAAGAGAAUAGUGAAUAAUCAAACCGAAUGGGACUUGGAAGUCACCGAUCUCUGGAGUAACCAAGAUUUCGACAGAUAUUACACGUGGUCACUGAACUUCAUAAGAAGCAACAUCGUUUUGAUCAUCCUCAUUAUACUGAAUGCAUGCAUUAUUUUUUCCCUUCGGAAAGUGAGAGCAAAUAAGAAAAACACCCAGAGGAACAGAAUCACUUUAAUGAUGAUCGUGGUCAUAAUGGUGUUUGUAAUUUGCAUUCUUCCGGAUGCCAUCAUGUCUGUGUACGGAUUGGGUUACCACGAGGAGGGCAAUCUAGAGAAGGGUCUCCGCGAGUUUUCCGAUACUUUGUUGACAAUCAAUGCGGCGGUCAACUUUUUGAUAUACUGCGUCUUUAGUCGGACAUUUCGAGAAAAGUUUGUGGUCCUUUGCCCGCUUUGUAAGUUUAAGACUUCUGUUGGAGGGAGAAUGAACGGCUCUUACAAGACAGUGGGCACGAAAGAACCGGAGGCUCUGGAAGCUCAAUCUGUGUGAGAAAUCAAUGUGGAUUUGACCGUAUAAACAAUUUGCUGCCUUACUUCGGAUUGUAGUCAAAGACUGAUUAGUGCCAUUGAACCAUUUGAAUUGGUGCUAAUUGUAGCAUUAUGCAAACUGAAAAUUUUUACGACAAGAAUCUUUCUGAAAUUGCAGAAUUAAAGAUUAAAGAUUUUUUGGAAAGGGGGGGGGGCUAUAUAAUCAGGAAAAGAAAACCCCAGAUGUUUAAUGUCAACGUCAAGUAAUCCUCAUUAUUUUUUCUUCUAAUUAGAACUUUUUAAAGAAUUAUUUACAUGGGUGUUAACUUUAUGAAAUAAUGCAGUUUUCCCAGUUGCUAUAGCAUAUGUCAUUACGUCCAGAAGUCGAGUCUCUGUGAUCAAAGCUAUUUGUUGGGGUGGAAUUUCUUUUAUUUCAAGUACAUGUAUUUUAAAUAUAUAUAUAUAUAUAACCGA